Messenger RNA from Myripristis murdjan (pinecone soldierfish), 2388 nucleotides. It is a transcript of the gene nxn, whose product is annotated as nucleoredoxin. Gene Ontology annotation, molecular function: thioredoxin-disulfide reductase (NADPH) activity. The record is from RefSeq and is a predicted model, not a curated record. NCBI's taxonomy places the organism in Eukaryota, Metazoa, Chordata, Actinopteri, Holocentriformes, Holocentridae. Gene Ontology annotation, cellular component: nucleus. Bases 215 to 1471 code for a protein of 418 amino acids. Gene Ontology annotation, biological process: negative regulation of protein ubiquitination; negative regulation of Wnt signaling pathway. The transcript has 8 exons.
ACCGGAGCGCAUUCCUGCACAGCGCUCACACUGGAGGGACGAGCAGCGGGGAGAGACGGGAAGCCGGCCGUCCGCAGCGUCUACAGGGCUGGGAGCUCAACCAAAACCCAAAAUUGGAGACAGAGGGAGUGUUGGUUGUCGCCGAGCCUAGCGGUUUCAUGUGCAGCAGUGUUGGCUGAAGGGCAAUAUUGUGUUUUGAAGGACUGUAGCGGCGAUGUCGGAGUUUCUGGUGAAUCUACUCGGGGAGCGGCUUGUCAACAGUGAGAAAGCCGAGGUAGACGUGCAGUCGCUGGGCGCCAAGCUGUCCUUGGUCGGGCUCUUCUUUGGAUGUAGCCUGAACGCCCCGUGCAAGCAGUUCAACGCCAGCCUGUGCGACUUCUACAGCAAAUUCAAAAAGACGUCCGAACAUAAAGACAAAUUGGAAAUCGUCUUCAUCUCGUCUGAUCAGGACCAGAAACACUGGCAAGACUUUUUACAGGAGAUGCAAUGGCCUGCGUUACCUUUCAAAGACAGACACAAAAAGAUGAAGCUGUGGAACAAGUACAAAGUGACCAGCAUCCCAUCUCUGGUGUUUGUGGAUGCAACCACGGGGAAGGUGGUGUGUCGGAACGGUUUACUGGUGGUCAGAGAUGACCCAAAAGGUCUGGAGUUCCCCUGGGGGCCAAAACCUUUUGCGGAGGUGGUGGCAGGGCCUCUGCUCAGGAACAACAGGCAGACGACAGACAGCAGCUCUCUGGAGGGACACUACGUGGGAGUGUACUUCUCAGCACACUGGUGCCCACCGUGCCGCAGUCUGACCCGGGUGUUGGUGGAAUCGUAUCGCACCGUCAAGGAAUCGGGUCAGAAGUUUGAGAUCGUGUUCGUCAGCGCCGACAGGUCAGAGGAGUCCUUUAAGCAGUACUUCAGCGAGAUGCCGUGGUUGGCAGUACCAUAUUCAGACGAGGCUCGGCGAUCACGACUCAACAGACUCUAUGGAAUACAAGGUAUUCCCACCCUGAUUUUGCUGGACACAGAAGGACACAUGAUCACGCGACAGGGCCGUGUGGAGGUGCUGAACGACCUCGAGUGCCGGCUCUUCCCCUGGCACCCCCGGCCCGUGCUGGAACUGAGCGAGUCCAACGCCGUGCAGCUCCACGAGGGGCCCUGCCUCGUACUCUUUGUGGACGCCGAGGAGGAAGGUGAGCUGGAGCCAGCCAAGGAGCUAAUUCAGCCAAUCGCAGAGAAGCUCAUGGCCAAGUAUAAAGCCAAGGAGGAGGAGACGCCGCUGCUGUUCUUUGUGGCCGGAGAGGAUGACAUGAGUGACUCCCUGCGGGACUAUACAAACCUCCCAGAGGCCGCACCUCUGCUCACUAUCCUGGACAUGUCCGCCCGAGCCAAGUACGUUCGGGAUGUAGAGGAGAUCACACCAGCCGUAGUGGAGCAAUUUGUCAGCGACUUCCUAGCUGAGAAGCUCAAACCAGAGCCCAUCUAAAGAAGAGGUCCAGAUAUAUAUGGAAUAUGGGACUCAAAACAGUCCUCACACCAUCAUCAACCCUUGACCUGUUGCUACACCCCUCACCCCUCCCAGCCUCUUCCCUCAUUUCCCCUACUCUGUCAGACUGUUAAGAGAGACAUCUCACUUUUUACUGACAUUUUAACACUUUUUAGAAAUGUCCCUCUUUCAUGGAGUCCUCUCCUUCUCCUGUGGUGCCUUGCAUUGACUAUAGCCCGUACAGUAAUAUAUAUGGAGAUUAUGUUGCUUUUUUUUUGUUUUGUUUUGUUUGUUUGUUUGUUUUUUUUGUUGGCCUCUUUUUUUCACUCCAUAGCAUUUCUGAAUUCUAGAAGAAACCAGAGAGUUACCCAGUGGACCUACAUAUUCAGUUGACUCUUUGCUUUCUGUUUUAUCCGCAAUAUCCUUGUUACGUUUGUUUUUGAAAUAUGUUGAAAGAAUAAAAUGAUUGCAACAUUUUUUUUCAGUUGUAAUUCACAUGUACACACGGUGCAAAUGUGCUAAAACCUCAGUUUGGAUGUAGCCGUCAGCCUUUAUGGUCCUAUCCAUUAAAAAGAAAGAAAGAAAAAAAAAAAAGUACGCCAGAUGCACAUACAGUAAAGAACACGUUGCUUGUAAUAGACCAAUGACUGAUGUUUAAAACUCUGUGUCUUGUUGUGUGUCAUGAUGUGAGUGAAAGUCAUCUCUUGCCAGUUGUUAAAGGUGGUUCUCAUCUCAGCAGCCAUUAUGAGGAUUUUCUGUGAAGGUCCCCUUAUGAAAAGGCCAGAUAUUUUUGAAGGCACAAAAGUGGCAUUUGAAAUUUGAAAAGUGUUGAAUGUAUAUUUCCCUAUAUUCUGUUACUCCCAGGUUGUAUCUCAAGUCAUGACUUCUCACAACCAUUAAAAAUUCACUGUUAAGCA